AUGGGUAACUGUAGUUCUAGCCAUUGCCAUCCUCAGCGCCCUCAAUCAGCUGUUUCAGAUGCAGAACCCACGCGUAGCCUUCCCACCCUACAUCAUGAUUCUGCUGGCACUGCCAGGGGGCCGCCUGUGGGAGCGUAUAGUCCCCAAGCGCAAGUGGACCGUCUUGGGCCACCAGUUCACGUCCAACCCGGUCCCUCUAACCCAAAGGAGCACACCGUCAUCGCCUUGACCUUGAUCGGAACCAUGUCCUUCGACAACGGAAGUGUGGCCAGAGAUUCCUGGAAUGCUUUAAUCUUCAACUUUGGCAUCAAAGUCAACUUGGGCUUCCGCUUUCUCUUUCUCCUAGCACUUCGGCCCUCGCCAUGGACUGAAUCGGCAACCUGCAGAAGAUUCUUGUGGACCCAGCCUACUGCAUCUGGCCUCGUUGUCUGCCCUAGUGCCCGCGAGUUGCUGGAAGAUCAGCCGGAUGGGCUUCUUCUGGGUUGUGCUCGUGGGCAUCACGAUUUACCAGUUCAUUCCGCUCUUUCUCUUCACGGGUCUGGAACGAUUCGCUUGGAUCACCUGGUACGCCCCAAGCCCCAUCGAAUGGACCUCCUACCCACCACCUUGGAUUGGAACACCAUCACCGGGUAUAAUGACCCCCAGCUCGUUGUCCCCUCAUAUGCAUUUGUGAAUGUCCUCAUCGGGAUUGACUAUGAUGUGGCCUUGUGUUCCCAUGCCCUGCAGUACUGUCGCGAGUGCAGCGUCUUCUUCAUUGCAGCCGCCCGUCUGAAUCCCUACGACUUUUCCAAGCCCUGUGCCAAUAUUGCCAACUGCUACAUGGAUCUCCAGUGGGCGCGAGCCGACAUGAACAACUCUGCCAUAUACCGCGCCUUCAAUACACCUCCCGGUGCAACAUUUCAUAGUGAGGAUAUGGCCCUUUUCGCGAAAUUCGUGGCUAGCGGCGACGUGGGCCGGGAGUUCAUGGACUCAGUCUCGUACCUUCUCAACAACAUAUGA
Molecule: messenger RNA, 999 nt
Organism: Penicillium macrosclerotiorum
Lineage: Eukaryota; Fungi; Ascomycota; Eurotiomycetes; Eurotiales; Aspergillaceae
Exons: 5
Coding region: 1-999 (332 amino acids)
Source: RefSeq, a predicted model, not a curated record